Choloepus didactylus (southern two-toed sloth) is the source of this 1225-nucleotide messenger RNA. RefSeq names its product proteasome maturation protein-like. The transcript has 2 exons. Gene Ontology annotation, biological process: proteasome assembly. Lineage: Eukaryota; Metazoa; Chordata; Mammalia; Pilosa; Megalonychidae. Gene Ontology annotation, cellular component: nucleus; cytoplasm. Bases 604 to 957 code for a protein of 117 amino acids. The record is from RefSeq and is a predicted model, not a curated record.
GAGGGUAGGCUUGGAGAGGAGGUCCCUCACUUCUUUUGAUGACCCUGAACAAUGUAUCUGUAUGUCUUGCCUCAGUGAUUCCAGAUGAACAUUCUUAAGGUGUUCAUGGGAUCACCACUUGGACAGUACUCUCUCUUCAAUCACAUAGCUUCUGGGAAACACCACAUCUUCGUUUGGCACAGAAAGUGAGAAGAUUCUGUUGGCAACUGGUUACACAGGGUAAUCUCCACAGGCAGAUGAGUUUCUGAAACCGGGUGGACGUUGACAUUGUAUCCUGAGUAGAGGCAGCCCUUUGGGAUUUGAGGAUCUGAGGAUCUGAAGAGCCCUUUGUUGGUAUUCAUGCCCUUCUUCCAGCGGGAGCUCAGUUCUGAGUUAUUGAAGACUGCAUUGAGAACACAUUGUUUCUGGUAAAUUGGAAGAGUCAAGAAAAUAUGGGAAACACCCCAGGUCCAAGGAAGGGUGUAACCCUGGACACUGGAAGGUGGAGUAUAGGGUGAUCAAAAGCCAGCUUGAGGGAUGUGAGGGGCAGACCACGGAUGGAAGUGAGCCUCAGGCUGGCUGGUGGUGACGGGGCUGAGAGGCUGUGGAGACAGCCAGCUGAAGAUGAAUGCCAGAGGACUUGGAUUUCAGCUAAAGGACACUAUUCCAGUUACUGAACUUUCAGCAAGUGGCCCUUUUGGAAGUCAAGAUCUUCUUCAGAGAGGAUUUCCUUGUGUAAAAAAUGAACUUUUGCCCAGUCAUCCUCUUGAAUUGUCAGAAAAGAAUUUCCAGCUCAACCAAGAUAAAAUGAAUAUUUCCACACUGAGAAACAUCCAUGGUCUGUUUGCUCCACUAAAAUUACAGAUGGAAUUCAAGGCCGUGCAGCAGGCUCAGUGGCUUCCAUUUCUUCCAAGCUCAGACUUUUCACUGGGUAUUUUGAUGGAUAAUGAUGAGACUAUUGGAUCCAUCACAAAGUGAAGUAACGAGAGGACCACACUUGAUGGUUGAACAUAAACUUGGUUUACUAUAACACAGUUGUGCUGUUAAUGAAAAUAGGAACUGCAUCUUGUUUAUAGCUGUCUUUCUACUAUAAUUUGAUGUACACAACAUUAAAGUACGGACACAUGAGAAUUUUUGCCUAAAUACUAUCAGUGAUCAUUUGAAAUUAUUUGGUUCUUUGGUUCAUGGCCAUGUGACAAUUGAAAACACUAAAGGAAAAUGAUUUUAAAGUGAGCUUUAUAUUAAA